Molecule: messenger RNA, 1707 nt
Organism: Aspergillus affinis
Lineage: Eukaryota; Fungi; Ascomycota; Eurotiomycetes; Eurotiales; Aspergillaceae
Product: major facilitator superfamily domain-containing protein
Exons: 7
Coding region: 1-1707 (568 amino acids)
Biological process (GO): transmembrane transport
Molecular function (GO): transmembrane transporter activity
Source: RefSeq, a predicted model, not a curated record
AUGAGCAGAGUAGGAGACGAGCGAAGGGAUGGUCCUUCGGGGAGUCAAAUGCCACCAGGAACCGUUUAUCUAGGGAAUGAAAUCGUCCACUUAGACGGCGUUGAGCAUGGCGUUGAUGGUCAAGUGAUGCUCCAACCGCGACCCUCUACGGAUCCGAAUGAGCCUUUGAACUGGUCGAGACUUCAAAAGGCGAUCAACUAUGCACUUGGCUGUCUCUUCACAUUGAUGGUCUUUGCUACACUUGACGUCGGCACCGUGACAUGGCCCUCCUUGACGGCUGAACUCGGAUAUGACUCCGAGUACCUCACCUAUAGCUACGCAGCUGGACUGGCCGGACUGGGGGUGGGAUGCGUGCUGUUCAUUCCCGCAGCAGUGCUGCUGGGAAGGAAGCCUGUAUACCUGUGUGCGUCCUUAACAAUGGUUUUUGUCAACGUUGGACAGGCCCUUUUCCGGACCAAGGCGCAGUACAUUGUUCUGCAAGUAUUGGCGGGGCUAGCCGGGUCCGUCAACGACACUAUCAUACAGAUGACGAUCAUAGAUCUAUUCUUCGUUCAUCAACGUGCUACAGUUAAUGGGAUCUAUUGUGUGAUGGUUGUCGCUGGGACCUACCUCAGCUUGAUCCCCGCGGGAUACAUCAUCCGUACUCAAGGAUGGCGCUGGGUCUGGUGGUGGUGUGCCAUCUUGAAUGGGGUGGUCCUUGUCCUCAUAAUCAUCGGCUUCGAGGAGACGAGAUAUUCAAGACAGGAGGAGAAUUGCUUUCUCGGACAAGACGUACAGUUCGCCGAGAGCCUUGAGGGGAAGAAAGCUGAAGAACCGGUCUUAUGCGAAAAGAAACAACAAUCAUCAAGACCAGAGACCUUCCCCAUCAUGCCGGCUGGUGAGCGACCGGUUAUUCAUCGCCGUAAGUACUUUGAGAGAGUAAUGUUCAGCGGUCCCCCAUCCGAUCUCAGCAUUGACACGUACUGGCGACAUUUACGACGGCCCUUUUUUCUAUUCUUCCGCAUCCCAGCGGUAACAUUCGUGGCUAUCGAGUAUUCCAUCAUGCUUUGCUGGGUGGCUGUUCUCGCCACCACGCAGCCUCUCCUCUUUGCCGCGGCCCCAUACAACUUCUCGUCCGUCGGGGUGGGAAAUAUUAACGUUUCUCCGUUCUUGGGGGCAUUUUUGGGAUCUGUUUACGGGGGACCCUUGAAUGACUAUUAUGUGGUGAAAAUGGCGAGCAAACGAUCGGGGGUUUACGACCCGGAGAUGCGACUUCAUAUGUUGUUGGCACCGCUGGUUCUCACCCCUCUGGGGCUCUUUCUAUACGGUAUCAGCAUUGCACAUGUUUGUCUAACCCCUGUCCAGCUCUUGAUGCAUACUUACGAAUCACAGGAACAACACUGGAUCGUCCCUCUAAUAGGUUCUGGCCUGGUAGGAUUUGGUCUGGGCUCAUCUACGUCGAUUAUAUUGCCCUACUUUGGAGACUCAUACCCCGAGCUCGUUGCCGAAGGGCUAGUCGCCAUAACGUACAUUCGCAACGGUAUUGCUACGGCUGCGGCAUUUGCCAUUAGUCCUUGGAUGAAUGGUCUAGGCGUGGAGAAGAUGUUCGUCAGUGCAGGCUGCAUUUGCUUUGGAAUUCUAGUCAUCGCAAUCCCGAUGAUUAUCUGGGGACGAUCCCUGCGUAGUCGUACGGCCGAGAUAUAUUUCAAUAUCGUGGCCCAGGGAUAA